UUUGGUGGUGCCUUUGGCCAUGGCGCACAGGCAGAGAGGAGAUUAUGGAAGACCCUCGAGCUGGUUCUGUGCAGGCUGGAGUACCUACAGGUCAUUUUUGCUCUUCUUGGCUCUUGUGACUUCGGUGAGCUCAGUAGGUGUUAUUCCACUGGUGAAACUUAUCUUCCCAGGCACUGUUACUUGCCAUCAAAAUAGAAUGACGGUGGAGUUUCCAAGAAAUCUUAAGGAGUGGCACGCUUCUGUGGUGGAUCCCUUAGGUCUUGAAAUGCUGAACUGCACUUAUGACCUGGACCUAGAAAAUUUCAUCCUGAAGGCCCCAUAUGAGACCUGUACCAGGAGAGUGCUUGACCAGUACCAGAUGACCAUCAGACUCACGGACAACAGUGCUUUCAGACAUGAGGCUUCUAUUUAUCAGAUCAGCUGUCCAGUUAUGCAGAAGGAAACUCAUGAGCAUUCAGGAUCCACAAUGUGCAUGAAGGACUUCAUGUCUUUUACCUUUAACAUUUUUCCUGGCAUGGCUGAUGAAAGUACGAAUCCCCAGUCUCAGAUGGGAUGGAUCUUUGAGGUUGGUGAUGGUACAAGAGCCCAAAAUCUGACCAUUCAGGAGGCCUUGACACAAGGAUACAAUCUCCUGAUUGAUGGCCAGAAGAUGAUCAUCCAAGUGUCAUUCAAUGCCACUGGAGUAACUCAGUACGUGGAAGGUAAAAGUCAUCUCUACACAGUGCCUCUGAAGCUCACGCACAUAUCCCUUGGGCAGAAGAUCAUCUUAUCAACACAAGUGAUUUGUAUGUCAGGUCCUGUGACCUGUAAUGCCACACACGUGACUCUCACUAUACCAGAGUUUCCUGGGAAGUUAAAAUCCAUGAGCUUUGAAAAUAAGAACAUUGCAGUGAGUCAACUGCACAACAAUGGGAUUGAUAUAGAAGCAACAAAUGGCUUGAGAUUACACUUCAGCAAAGCUCUUUUCAAAACAAAAUUCUAUGAAAAAUGCCUACCAUAUCAGUUCUACUUGCCUUCACUCAAGCUGACCUUCUACUUUAAACUGGAGAUAGUAUCCAUGGUGAUUUAUCCUGAGUGUAUCUGUGAGUCAUCAGCUUCUAUAGUUACAGGUGACCUGUGUACCCAGGAUGGGUUUAUGGAUGUCAAGGUCUACAGUCACCAAACAAAACCAGCUCUCAACUUGGAUACUCUCAGGGUGGGAGACUCAUCUUGCCAGCCUACCUUCAAGGCUCUGUCUCGGGGGUUGGUAUGGUUUCACAUACCCCUGAAUGGAUGUGGAACAAGACAUAAGUUCAAGGAUGACAAAGUCAUCUAUGAAAACGAAAUACAUGCUCUCUGGGCAGAUCUUCCUCCAAGCACAAUUUCCAGAGAAAGUGAAUUCAGGAUGACAGUGACAUGCUAUUACAGCAGGGAUGACAUGCUAAUAAAAACCAAUGUCAAAAGUUUUCCUCCUCCAGUGGCCUCAGUGAAGCCAGGUCCACUUGCUCUGACUCUGCAAACCUACCCAGAUAACUCUUACCUGCAACCUUAUGGAGAUAAGGAGUACCCUGUGGUGAGAUACCUCCGCCAACCAAUUUACCUGGAAGUGCGAGUCCUAAAUAGGACUGACCCCAACAUCAAGCUGGUCUUAGAUGACUGCUGGGCAACAGCCACCAUGGAUCCAGCCUCUUUGCCUCAGUGGAAUAUUGUCAUGGAUGGCUGUGAAUACAGCCUGGACAGCCACAGAACCACCUUCCAUCCAGUUGGCUCCUCCGUGACCCAUCCUAAUCACUAUCAGAGGUUUGACGUGAAGACCUUUGCCUUCGUAUCAGAGGCUCAAGUGCUCUCCAGCCUGGUCUAUUUCCACUGCAGCGUUUUGAUCUGCAAUCAACUCUCUCUUGACUCCCCUCUGUGUUCUGUGACUUGCCCUGCCUCAUCCAGACACAGGCGAGCCACAGGGGCCAGUGAUGAAGAGAAAACAAUAGUGAGUCUCCCUGGACCCAUCCUCCUAUUGGCAGAUGGUGCUUCACUCAGAGAUGUGGUGGACUCUAAAGGGUACAGGACUGCAGGACACAUUGCUUUAAAAACUAUGGUUGCUGUGGCUGCCUUAGCAGGUGUUGUGGCAACCCUAGGCCUUGUCGGAUACCUACGCAAGAAAAGAACCAUGAUGUAAAAUCACUGUUUGGAUUUUCAAAUAAAGCAGUUGAAGUAA
Manis pentadactyla (Chinese pangolin) is the source of this 2191-nucleotide messenger RNA. RefSeq names its product zona pellucida glycoprotein 2 (gene ZP2). The transcript is spliced from 18 exons. The record is from RefSeq and is a predicted model, not a curated record. Lineage: Eukaryota; Metazoa; Chordata; Mammalia; Pholidota; Manidae. Gene Ontology annotation, cellular component: egg coat. Gene Ontology annotation, molecular function: acrosin binding; structural constituent of egg coat. Gene Ontology annotation, biological process: prevention of polyspermy; binding of sperm to zona pellucida.